AUGAUAGAAAGUGGAAUUACAAAUAGGAUGUCAGGAGUUCUAGAAAAUUCUGGUCACCAUCCUUCUCCCCAGGACUACAGACUCCUGACCACAGACCCCUCUCAGCUGCGGGAGGAGAACCUCCCUGGGGACCUGCAGUCUCUGUCCUGGCUCACCUCCGUGGACGUUCCCCGGCUGCAGCAGAUGGUGGACGGCAGGGGGGGAGGAGGAGCGGGAGGAAGCCAUCCCAACGGGUCCUCCAGCAUGCUGGAGCAACAGACAGCUCAGCUCACCAGCAUGACCAUGCCCGGUGGCCAGGGAGCCCUCAUCCACCUGCACAGCAACAUGCAGCACAGCCCUCUGGGCAUCAACGUCCACAGCGGAAGCAUGUCUCCAUACUCUAUGAAUGGACAGGCUUCUCCUGGGUUCCAAGGCCCCACCUCUGUCUACCAGCACAGUCCACAGCAAGUGUUCUCCCUCUCACAGGCUGGUCAGCAGUGCUCACCUGCUGGGCUUUACAGCAACGUCUCCUUCAACAACCAAAGCCUGUUCACCCAGCCCCGACUGGCUCCCCAGAACCAGGACCUGCAGCCCAAGUCCUUCCCCAAGCCCAUCUACUCCUACAGCUGUUUGAUUGCCAUGGCUCUGAAGAACAGCAAGACCGGCAGUCUUCCUGUCAGUGAGAUCUACAGCUUUAUGAAGGAGCAUUUCCCCUACUUUAAGACCGCCCCAGACGGGUGGAAGAACUCGGUCAGGCACAACCUGUCCUUGAACAAAUGCUUUGAGAAGGUGGAGAACAAGAUGAGCGGAUCCUCCCGCAAGGGCUGCCUGUGGGCACUGAACCCCGCCAAGAUCGACAAGAUGGAGGAGGAGAUGCAGAAGUGGAAACGCAAGGACCUGCCGGCCAUCCGGCGCAGCAUGGCCAACCCAGAUGAGCUGGACAGGUUGAUCACGGACCGUCCGGAGAGCUGCAGGAGGAAGAACCUGGACCCUGGGAUGACCCGCCUGCCCACCUGCCCCUCCACCCUCCACACCCACGGCCCUCCCCAGCCCGUCGUCACCCUCUCUCUGCAGUGCCUGCCCAUGCACCAGCACCAGCAGCUCCAGGCCCACCUCCAAGCCCAGGCCCGGCUGGCCCCCAUGUCCCCCAUGUCCCCCUCCCCGGCCCAGACGCCACCCCUCCACGCCGUAUCUGACCUCUCCCACAGCCCCCUCGCCCAGCACCCGGGCAACAAACAGCCGCACGACUUCUACAGUCUCCACGGCGACAACACAGAGGUGGACGCGCUGGACCCCAGCAUCAUGGACUUUGCUCUACAAGGUAACCUGUGGGAGGAGAUGAAGGACGACAGCUUUAACCUGGAGGCCCUGGGCACCUUCAGUAACUCACCCCUGCGUCUGUCUGACUGUGACUUGGGGACGGGCGGCUUGCCUCCAGGAUCCAGCGGGGGCGCUCUGCCCUUCUCAGACCUGCAGGUGACAGGCCUCUAUGCCUCCUACUCCUCCCUGGAGUCCCUCUCCUCCCAGUACAUGGGCACGCCAGGCAACAGCAAGCCCAUCGCCCUGCUUUAAACCCAAACCACCACCAGGACAGUGCCGAGAGAAGCUGAAGAAUCCAAAACGUGUUUUUCU
Molecule: messenger RNA, 1611 nt
Organism: Hypomesus transpacificus
Lineage: Eukaryota; Metazoa; Chordata; Actinopteri; Osmeriformes; Osmeridae
Gene: foxn4
Product: forkhead box N4
Exons: 9
Coding region: 1-1551 (516 amino acids)
Biological process (GO): regulation of transcription by RNA polymerase II
Molecular function (GO): DNA-binding transcription factor activity, RNA polymerase II-specific; transcription cis-regulatory region binding
Source: RefSeq, a predicted model, not a curated record